This is a messenger RNA of Fusarium vanettenii 77-13-4, 363 nucleotides long. RefSeq lists its product as uncharacterized. Lineage: Eukaryota; Fungi; Ascomycota; Sordariomycetes; Hypocreales; Nectriaceae. The record is from RefSeq and is a predicted model, not a curated record. The transcript has a single exon. The annotation marks the transcript as partial.
GUGGUCGAUGAUCUACCAACGCAGAGGAAGUUGAUCAAAUCAUACCACAUCGAUAGCGGCCACAAAGGGAGAGAGGUGACCUACAACCUCACGAAGAGGAGAUACUUCUGGAAUGGCAUGUGGAGCCAGAUCUCGGAAGCGGUGCGGUGCUGUCCGACUUGUCAGGUACACGCCCCUUGGAGGCCAUUGGAAGCCGUCCAGUUCACCCAACCAUUUGAUCCUAUGAUCAAGGUUCAUUUCGACUGCCAAUACAUGCCCCUUGACCAAGGAUUCAAGUACCUAGCAGAAGCAAGGUGCGACAUGACAGGAUGGGUGGAAGCAAUUCCCUUGAAAAAGAUCUCGGCUGCGGCGCUAAAACGCUUC